Messenger RNA from Coffea eugenioides, 2422 nucleotides. RefSeq names its product U2 small nuclear ribonucleoprotein B''. NCBI's taxonomy places the organism in Eukaryota, Viridiplantae, Streptophyta, Magnoliopsida, Gentianales, Rubiaceae. The record is from RefSeq and is a predicted model, not a curated record. Gene Ontology annotation, molecular function: mRNA binding. The transcript has 9 exons. Bases 307 to 1305 code for a protein of 332 amino acids.
UUCAAAAAGGAACCGGGUCUCCGGCUCUCCACAGUAAUUCAACCAAAAAGUAGUUUGGUUGGGGUGUUGGGGAAAGGGUAAAUUAGCAAACCGAGAAAGGAAAAAAGAAGAAGAGAGGAAGAAAUCUCGAGCAAGUAGCAGUACAAAAUUCAAAUCCAUCGGAGAGUUGCGUUGCGUUGCGUUGGUGGUUUUGGUGGUGGUCCAGCACUAGCCGUCGUUGUCGUUGUCUUACCUUUACUUGGGACCGCUAGGGUUUAUUUCCGAUCGACCUAAUAGCGGAGAAUCACAAUUGCUUCUCAAUUUCUUAUGGCUGGUGCCGGAAUUCACCCCUACCACCAGCAAUGGCCUCCGGCCGCAGCUCCUCCUCCGCCUCCAGUCGCUGCUCCUCCUCCUCCACCCCCACCGCAUCCUCACCCUGCUCCUAUCCCCAUGGAUAAUCAUAACCGCCUUCCCAUCGAUGAGGUUCGGACAAUUUUCAUAUCUGGGCUGCCUGAGGACGUCAAGGAGAGAGAGCUGCAGAACCUACUGAGAUGGUUGCCGGGAUACGAGGCGUCUCAGGUCAACUUCAAAGGCGAACAUCCCAUGGGAUUUGCCCUCUUUGCCACUCCUCAGCAAGCUAUUGCUGCCAAGGAUGCCCUUCGGGAUUUGGUUUUUGAUGCCGAAUCAAAUUCGAUAUUGCACACUGAGAUGGCCAAGAAGAAUCUUUUUGUAAAGAGGGGGAUAGUUGCGGACUCAAAUGCAUAUGAUCAGAGUAAACGAUUGCGAACUGGUGGUGAUUAUACGCACACAGGUUAUUCAAGUCCAUCUCUUUUUCAUCCUCCUCCAGCACCUGUUUGGGGGCCCCAUGGGUAUAUGGCUCCAGCCCCCCCACCAUAUGAUCCAUAUGCUGGUUAUCCUGUUGCUCCAGUACCAAUGCCUGCUCCUGCCCCUGUUUCGGCUCCAAGCAGUUAUGUACCUGUUCAGAACACUAAGGACAACCCGCCAUGCAACACACUGUUCAUUGGAAAUCUUGGAGAGAACAUAAAUGAGGAAGAGCUCAGGAGUCUUUUCAGCGCACAACCUGGUUUUAAGCAGAUGAAGGUAUUGAGGCAGGAAAGACACACAGUCUGCUUCAUUGAGUUUGAAGAUGUCAAUAGUGCUACCAAUGUGCAUCAUAAUUUGCAGGGUGCUGUCAUACCUAGCUCUGGUUCGGUUGGCAUGCGGAUCCAGUAUUCCAAGAACCCAUUUGGGAGAAGGAAGGAUUCCAACCAUCCAGCAGUUGCUCCCGGUGCUAAUGGAGCCGUGCCAACUAUGACCUACCAGUAGCUGACUGGCUGGAAGGGGAUGUAUUCUGUUCUUUAUGCUCUGAGCAAAACAAACCACUACAUAUGAUAGGAUGCAUCGUGCAGCUGUUGCAUGCAUCCAUUUUGUCAUCAAGUCAUCAGCAUUAGCAUCUUACAUGUUAAUGAAUGCACGAAAUGGUCUCAUGAACAUAUUGUUGGGCCAUGUUAUAUUUUGCUUAUGCAGGACAUAUGCAUUCCGGCAAUGCUAUCUUAGAAUGAUUCUUAGCUUGAUUAGGACUUUUGUUUCUAUAUAUUAUGUCAAGGGUGCAUGGGAUUGUAGCUGUUGAAUCUUAUGGUUUUCACUCCUCAACUCUUUACAAUGUCAGGAAUGCUUUUCUUUUACACAUGUUGCCUUGCAAACCAAUUUUCUCCAUGUCAUCAAUAUGUAUUAUAGAUCCCAUGGAUACCACAUGCCAUGCUAUGUCACAAUGAACUGAGGCUCAUCCCCAGGCACAAUCAUCAUGACAUGGAAAUUUUAGAAACCCAUAUCAUAAGUCAUGAUAAUUAUACUCAGAUCACGUUGCUGUCACUAGCAUCUUUCGAUGAAAGCUUAAGCUUAAGAUAAGUUCAUUAGCUCUAUGACGCUCUUGGCGUCCAGGCUUUGCAUGAUGAGCAAAUCCAAGAAUCUGGAAUGUUGUCCAUUCUAUUGUUGUUAUGCAGGGUCAAUUGUUGCUGGAGCUGCUGUUCAUUUUGGUGAUCUGCUCUAGUUGCUGGAUACCAGAACUCCAGUAGGACAGUCUGAUUCUAGACGUUUGAGGUUGGCAUCUGGUUGAGUUGUUGUUUUACGUGGCUGGAAGUUGGCUCUGAGCUUAGGAGGCCUUCCCAGCUCUCUGCCUGCAACUUGUUUGAAGUCUAGCGCAGUGAAGUGAGAGAGGGAGGGAGGGAGGAAGGGAGGGAGAAUGUUGAAACAAGAAAGAUUUGAAGUAUAUAUCUACCCUAGCAAUAAAUGUUGGACGUUUCUGUUCGUUGCCCCGCUUAUUUUCUUUUGUUUUAGCCCUGUGAUUGUAAAAUUUCAGGUUUUGUAGAUCAACGUCUCUUGUAAUUGAUCUCAUGUCUCGACUCAAAAAGUUUGGGCAAAGUGCGGCGCUGCGCUUUGUGUA